GAUUGUUUAAAACCAAUUGGAAUUUGGGACGAUAAGCUUCGGGCUCCCACACGGAAAGCAACUACGCGCGGAAUAACGUCGUUUGGAGUUCUGGCGUGAAUUUAGUUUACAAUAUCGGGCAGUGCAAUACUCUCCGGUGCAAACCUUGUCUAAUUCCCAAGAAGUAAUCAAAAGAUAACCAUCUGGUGCUACCCUUGGAGUCCCAAAAUAUUUAUACACACCACCAACGGAACGCACGCACGCACAAAAACAACAAUACUAUACUUUCUCGGUGGCGGCAACAUAUGUAAAAGCAGCGAUAAGAAAAACAACCCACAAGUGACACCAAAAAUAUACAUAAAAAACGAGAACCGAGUGUGAAUACCAAUUAAUGUAAAUAUCUGGAGGCAGUCACUCCCACAACAAUUACCGCCGAUGAGGUGAACGAACCAGUGAACCCUUAACUCCAUACUCCCGGGCCCCAUCCAGCAUCAAUUCCUGACAAUUAAAGAGAAUCUAAUUAAAGAGGAGGCAUCUUCUAAGAUGCCGUCGCUCCGCCAGAAGGUCACCACUUACUUCCGCCAGUUGAGCUUCAUAGCAGAGCCUCGCGAGGGUCGCCGCCGGGCCUCUGACCACGAGGAUGAGGAUGGCAGCUUUAUCACAAAAUAUCUAGAGGGGCGGAUGCGUCGCGAGUUCGUGACUGGUCCGGAGAUCUACAAUGGACGGAAUCCAACCGAUCUGCCCGUCCUCAAACUGGACUGCUACGAAGCAGGACCCUGCUCGAUAACAGCAGCCUGCACAGGACCAGAUGAGGGUCUCACCGGCAUUAAGCGAUCCAAGCUCCACCUUAGCACCAGCUUUGCGGAUGAUAUCGACUUCAUAGACACGCAGCAGGAGAAUGACGACAGCUAUGGAGUUCGGAAGAGCUCGAAUCCGGUGCCGGCAAUACAACAGAACCCCACUAGGUUGUCCCACAAAUUUGGUAGACCUCCGACAGGAUCGCGGCGGCAGAGCAGCACUGAGCAACCAACCGGAUCUGCCCCGGUCCCUGGCAUGCGAUCUCGCAAGAACUCAAAGACUAGCAUAGCCAACCUGGCGGGGUCUUCGGCUAUCACAGAUUCUGGGAGCAAAACCGCCAAUCAGAACAACAGAAACGAACUUAACUCCAAGGCUGAGGGCUCUUCUGAAGGUGGCUCUAACUUGGAGCGGGAGCGCCUGCUUCGGGAGGCAGUAAGCAACCUAGAUGGCUCCACUGCAUCCACGGUGGUUGCAGGAGUGGACAAUUGGCGCAAGGAAUGUGACUUUGCCUACGGAAUCUCGGUCUCUCUGUACGAGAACAACAUGCUCACCAAGGAGCCUAUGGGCAACCCCAUAGCAGACUGUUAUGGUAUGGUGGUACGCGGAGAUUCCGCUGCCAUGGCCAUGGCUGAUGGCGUGAACUGGGGUGAUGGAGCUCGUUUGGCAGCCCGCUCGGCCGUCCAUGGGUGUCUGGACUACCUGGACCGGACUGUUUUUGGCCAGGGACUGGAGAGUAGAGCUACCACAACGCAGGAGGUGUUUGUGAAUCUUCUGCGAAGUCUCUGGGAAGGUCACGGCUGCAUUCUCGAGGUGGGCGGCGCCCUCUCUACCCUGACCAUUGCCGUCGUACUGCCGCUGGAAGGAGAACCGGGCAAGUUUGUGGUCUGCGCCUGCAAUGUGGGUGACUCGCUCGGCUACAUCUAUUCCAAGAAACAUGGAGUGCGGGAGCUGACGCAGGCCUCCCACGACAUCAGCUCUAUGCGGGACAUGCGCGACGCCCUGGGGGCGCUGGGACCCGCGGAUGGUAACAAGCCAGAGUUGAGCAACCUCACCUUCUCGAUGAGCUGCAUUGAACGAGGGGACAUUGUGUUUCUCACUUCAGAUGGCAUCAGUGAUAACUUUGACCCGGUGGUGGGCAAGUUUGCGGAAGCCUGGACCCCAGAUGUAAAGCUGCAGACGGCAGGACAAGGAAAGCUGCCAAAUCUGGCUCCAAAGCGACAGAACAAGAGCGCUUCAGCGAUCUAUGCACGCCUGCAUCCCUCGACGCCACCAGUAGGUCGGCCCACGCGGCAGGCCAAGCCGGUCAGUCCACCCAGCAAUACGCCCAGCCGGCCCAAGUACAUGCGAUCUCAGACCCUAAUCGAACCUCGGCAGGGGGUAGUGCCCGCACCACCGCUCACUGCGCUGCCUCAGCGCAUCCCAAGGUCGGUCUCUGGCCUGCCGCUGGUGACUGGACCUCAGCGGCACGCGCUCACCCUGUACCGCCUGGAGGAUCUGCUGAGCUACGGCAUAAACGGCACAUUCUCGCCGUGCGCUUCGGCCCGAAAACUCUGUCACCUGCUCAUCGAUUUCGUGAGAAUGAUCACCUCCGCCAGGCGGAAGACGCUGGAGCAGAGAGAACUCUUCUACAAGCUCUCCACGGGACCUGACGGAGCCAAGCGGGAAGUGCAGCUGAAUCGGAUGCAGCACCGGGCUGCCAGAAAGCGAAUUGUCGAUAGUAGUGCCUUUGUGGCCCUGCCCGGGAAACUGGACCAUGCCACCGUGAUGGCGUAUACAGUGGGCGGUGGGGAGGUGCAGGAUAGUGAUGCCGUAAACAAAAACGGUGUCGGGGAUGAUGUAUCCCCCAUUCUUCAGUCCAAGGAGUUUAAGGAGACUAACUUCUAAGGAGACCACAGAGAAAACGCUAGACUGCAAAUCAAGCUUUUUAUACAAUACAUUUUCACAUGAGUGUGUUCACAAGAUGGAUAUUAAUUAGCACACCUGAUAAUAUAUAUUUCCCGUGUAAAAUCAUACAAAUAUUUUCCUAUGCGCCGAUACUAUAUAUAUUAUAUAUAUAUGUCUUACACAUGUAGUGAUACUUCUACAUAAUUCAUAAAUAUUCAUAGUGCUUUCGUUUAAGUUUGUUGAUUUUGAAUCGGUAUUCCACUUCACCAGUCGAGCCAUAGUUUUAUAGCCAUUUAUUUAUAAAGUUCAACGACAGAAAUGCCUCAACUGUUUUAAACUACCAAAAAAACGUAAACAAAUAAAUAUAUAAACACAAAUGUACAUCAUAUUUUUACACUCGAUUGUAAUAUCUGUACCAACAGCACAGCCGCAAUUUUAAAUUCAGAAAAUUCUCUAAGUGCACAGCUUGAACUUGAGAAUGAGCUGAGCAAACGGGCCUAAUAAAUCAAUUGAACAACACCGCUUUUAUAAACAUAAUAA
This is a messenger RNA of Drosophila bipectinata, 3201 nucleotides long. RefSeq names its product PP2C-like domain-containing protein CG9801. NCBI's taxonomy places the organism in Eukaryota, Metazoa, Arthropoda, Insecta, Diptera, Drosophilidae. The record is from RefSeq and is a predicted model, not a curated record.